Neurospora tetraspora is the source of this 826-nucleotide messenger RNA. Its product is annotated as translation machinery-associated protein 16. Lineage: Eukaryota; Fungi; Ascomycota; Sordariomycetes; Sordariales; Sordariaceae. The transcript is spliced from 3 exons. The record is from RefSeq and is a predicted model, not a curated record. Gene Ontology annotation, cellular component: nucleus. Bases 180 to 719 code for a protein of 179 amino acids.
GUAAACCUUAUCGGUAGGUCCACCGUCCCCAGUGCUGGCCGCUUAUCGAAAAAUUCCAUCCCAACCGCCAAAGGGCAAGUCCCGUCCGUAGUGCAAUUCACCUGUUGAUAUACGUACCUUGUUCACCACGGCAAUAACCAUCAUCAUCUUCCAACAAUCAUCGACCUUUAUUCUUCACCAUGCCCAAGACUCUCGAAAAGGCACGCAAGGCCAUUGCAAAGAAGAGGGGCGGUGCCAUUGAAGCCCUCCACGCCAAGAGUCGCGAUUCCCGCCGUCUUCACAAGGCCCAGGUCCGCGAUGAUCGUCUCGUGAAGAUGUCUGAGGCCAGGCGCAAGAGGGACCAGCCUUUGAUCACCCGUAUCGCCUUCUUCCAAGGGGCUACUCGUGAAAAUGAGAACAAGCCGCUUGAGCUCCCUGCCAUCCAGAAGAAGAUUGCCGAAUUCUGCCAUCAACAUGAUGAGGAGUAUGACGAAAUGAAGAAGGCUCGUCGUCAGGGCAGGCCGCCUAGCGCCAAGGAGGAUCUUUUGAGGAUGAAGAUGGAGGCGCUUCACAAGGAGGAGCGUGAUGGUUUCUACUUGCCCGAUCUUACCAAUGAAAAGACCACUGAGAUGUUGGAUCGAUGGGAUGGCAACUGGGCCUUCCUCACCAACCUCACAUGGGUCAAGAUCCAGGCCUCAGGAAGAUCCGCGCCUGCCAGCUUCCCUCCUCAGACCAACUGAGAGCACAUCGCCCCUUCUUUUUCCCAUCUAACCAAGGAGAUACCCAGAAUGAGCGAGGCAGCUGGACCUCAACAAACAUUAAUGAUACCCUUUCCAGCCCUUCAGUU